Molecule: messenger RNA, 186 nt
Organism: Entrophospora candida
Lineage: Eukaryota; Fungi; Glomeromycota; Glomeromycetes; Entrophosporales; Entrophosporaceae
Source: the annotation of a GenBank genome assembly
AUGCUUGACCAUGAGGUCACUUAUAAACAAGAAAGUGCUCAAUGUAAUUAUUGUUCACAUAAAUUGCUUACUGCUUCGAAUUGUUGUGAACAACACCUUAAGAAAUGUACCAAAGUUUUACAUCAUAUACUUGAUGAAUAUUUUUCAACAAAAUCAAAAUAUAAUUACGCAGUCAUCACAAUUUGA